Misgurnus anguillicaudatus (oriental weatherfish) is the source of this 1851-nucleotide messenger RNA. Its product is annotated as odorant receptor 131-2. Gene Ontology annotation, biological process: detection of chemical stimulus involved in sensory perception of smell; G protein-coupled receptor signaling pathway. The record is from RefSeq and is a predicted model, not a curated record. Gene Ontology annotation, cellular component: membrane. Lineage: Eukaryota; Metazoa; Chordata; Actinopteri; Cypriniformes; Cobitidae. Gene Ontology annotation, molecular function: G protein-coupled receptor activity; olfactory receptor activity; odorant binding.
AUCCUUAACCGAGAGGUUCACCCACCUUUCUCUUUCUUUGUCUCUUUGUCAUACAUUUAGGCCCUGUCCCAAAUUGCACACUUGAUUUAAAGAUAUGUGGCCUUCAUGUGCCUGUGAAGUGUACCAUUUGUCAUUUUAAGUUUGUAGGGGGUGCUCAUGAGCGCAUCCUAUGUGCCUCUCCUUCUUCUGCCCUCAUGCCAUGGUUACCACAUUCUAGCUGGCACUGUAAAUGCUAUAUAAGUUCAUGAGCAUUUCUUUACAGGAUCUGCAGCUGGCGUGGAUAGAAGAUUGAUGUCUGACACAUUCACCAUAGGAAGAAGACACAUUUGUGUCUAAGCUUAUGGCAGUGGCCAAUGGCACAAUCAUAGAGGUGUCAUUUCUGUACCAGCAACUCUUUAAGAUAGACUUUGAUGCUGGCACUCAAACUAAAAUUUCAUUGGCUGUGCUUAUACCCCUGUUCUUCAUCUUUGUAAACUGUGUCAUGCUCUUUGCUUUAGGAAGCAAGUCUGUCUUUUAUGAAACUCCACGCUACAUUCUGUUUGGUCACAUGCUUAUAAAUGAUUCUGUACUUUUAUCGUUCACAACCAUCGUGUAUAUUCUGGGUUGUAUCCCAAUGCAAAUCACCAAAGCCUUGUGUGCUCUUUUAGUCUUUUUCUCCCACUGCACUUUCCGUAACUCUCCUUUGACACUCGCAGUGAUGUCUCUGGAGCGGUAUGUGGCUAUCUGCUUCCCUUUAAGACACUGCAACAUUGUCACACCAAGAAAGACCACCAUAAUUUUGGGAUUCAUAUGGAUCCUUAGCUCUCUGAAUAUUGCUAUAGAUAUAAUUUUACUAUUAAUUGUCAACCCCGGUAGCUUAUCAGAUAAUACAUUUUGCACGUAUGAGAAACUGUUUGUAGCGAAAUGGCAGAUGGAUAAAGCUCAAGGGUUUGAUAUUCUUUAUUUUGUGUCUGUUGCAGUAAUUAUUAUUUUUACUUACAUUAGCAUUAUGAUCACAGCCAGGUCUGUUACAUCUGAUAAAGAUUCUGCUAAGAAAGCCCUCAGGACAGUGCUAUUGCACCUGAUUCAACUUUGUCUGUGUCUCACCUCUUUUCUAUAUGCUACAAUAGUGAAAACACUGUACAUGAUGUCAGGUAACAAUACUUCUUUCUUUAUAAACCUCAGAUAUCUGAAUUAUAUUACUGUUCUUAUUCUACCACGCUGCUUGAGCCCUUUGAUCUAUGGUCUGAGAGACAUGGCCUUGUUGCCUUUAUUCAAAUAUUACUUCUGUUAUCGUUCAGGUAGAGCAAGACCCCGUGUUAAUGUACAUUAACUGAUCUGGAGACGUGUUAUAAUAUCAAAAAUUAUCUGUCUAAAUGGGGUUCAACAAUUUAUAUAGUUGUGUGUUAGCUGUAUGUGAUAAAUAUGUAAAUCAUAUUUAGAAAAUAGAAACCAAUACAUAAAAUGACACGUGCUAUUUGUACAAACCUGCUCUCCACCGAAGUAAAUGGGAAAUACUGGCCAUAUGCAAAGCUGGACUUUGACGUAUGCACUGCACGAUUUUGAAAAGUUAUUUAUACGCAAAUUAAUGAGACUUCAGUCCAGUAUUUACCUUUCAUGCUAGUUAAUGCAUAAGACGCUUGAUGCUUUGCUCAUAAGGAUCACAAAAGAUCACAAAGGCCUACAAGCUUUUUCAAAAAUGCUUACUUUGCAGUAAAUCUAAGUUAGCUGUUCACAUGCUAUAAGCUGAUGUUAAUACCACUAAUGUUGGUCUGUCAAUUUGUGAUUAAUUGAAAAUCAGUAAUAUUCUUCAAUAUUAAAUAAAUUAUAAUUAUUGUCUGUUUUGGGAAUGAGCGAUGAAGGCUGACCUCU